Messenger RNA from Spathaspora passalidarum NRRL Y-27907, 1332 nucleotides. RefSeq names its product Fox3p (gene FOX3). Gene Ontology annotation, biological process: phenylacetate catabolic process; fatty acid beta-oxidation. The record is from RefSeq and is a predicted model, not a curated record. Gene Ontology annotation, cellular component: peroxisome. The transcript has a single exon. Gene Ontology annotation, molecular function: acetyl-CoA C-acyltransferase activity. The coding region runs from base 49 to 1275 and encodes 408 amino acids. Lineage: Eukaryota; Fungi; Ascomycota; Pichiomycetes; Serinales; Debaryomycetaceae.
UUUUUCAAUUUCUUAAUUUCUUUAAUCUCACAUUACAUCUAAUAAACUAUGACCAAGGCACAACACUUACAAAAGAACCCAGACGACGUCGUUAUCGUCGCUGCUUACCGUUCAGCAUUAGCCAAGGGUGGUAAAGGUUCGUUCAAGGAUACAACCACUGAAGUUCUUUUAAAGACCUUCACCGAGGAAUUCCUCAAGAAGACCAAAGUCGACCCAAGCAUCAUCCAAGAUUCUGCCAUUGGAAAUGUUUUAAAACACCGUGCUGGUGAUUUCGAACACCGUGGUGCCCUUAUGGCUGGUGGUUUGCCACAUACUGUUCCAUUCGUCGCUUUGAACCGUCAAUGUUCUUCUGGUUUGAUGGCCAUCAGUUUGAUUGCUAACCGUAUCAAAUGUGGUGAAAUUGAAUGUGGAUUAGCCGGUGGUGUUGAAAGCAUGAGUAAGGAUUACGGUCCUCAAGCCAUUCCUCGUAUUGACCCUUCUUUAGAAAAUGACCCAGAAUUCAUCAAAAAUGGUACUUCCAUGGGUAUCACUAACGAAAAUAUUGCUGCAAAGUUCAACAUUUCUCGUGAUUACCAAGAUGAAUUUGCCGCUCAAAGUUAUGCAAAGGCCGAAAAGGCUCAACGUGAAGGUAAAUUUAAGGAUGAAAUCUUACCACUCAAGGUCCAAAUUGAAGAUGAUGAUGAUGACGAUGAUGAAGACGAUGACGAAGACAAACCUCCAAAGAUGAAGGAAAUCACCGUCGACAAAGAUGAAGGUAUAAGACCAGGCGUUACCAAGGAAAAACUCGCAAAGAUCAAGCCAGCUUUCAAAGAUGAUGGUGUUUCCCACGCAGGUAACUCCUCUCAAGUUACCGAUGGGGUAGCCCUUGUCCUUUUAAUGAAGCGUAGCUUUGCCGAAAAGCACGGUUUCAAGCCACAAGCCAAGUUUGUCAACUGUUCUGUUGCUGGUGUCCCACCUGAAAUUAUGGGUAUUGGUCCAGCCGUGGCUAUUCCCAAAGUUCUUAAAACAACCGGAUUAUCUGUUAGUGAUAUCGACAUUUAUGAAAUCAAUGAAGCUUUUGCAGGUCAAUGUUUGUAUUCCAUAGACACUGUCGGUAUUGAUAGAAAGAAGGUAAACUUGAAUGGAGGUGCUAUCGCUAUGGGUCAUCCAUUGGGUUGCACUGGUGCAAGACAAUAUGCUACUAUAUUGAGAAUAAUGAAACCAGGAGAAAUUGGUGUCACCUCAAUGUGUAUUGGUACUGGUAUGGGUGCCGCCAGUGUGUUAGUUAGAGAGUAGGCGUUUAGCUAAUGUAUUAGUCUAUUUAUUAUAGUCAAUGUAUGUUACAUUUUUUUU